This is a messenger RNA of Drosophila obscura, 1906 nucleotides long. It is a transcript of the gene MICU1, whose product is annotated as calcium uptake protein 1 homolog, mitochondrial. Bases 77 to 1660 code for a protein of 527 amino acids. Gene Ontology annotation, cellular component: uniplex complex. The transcript has 9 exons. Gene Ontology annotation, molecular function: calcium ion binding. NCBI's taxonomy places the organism in Eukaryota, Metazoa, Arthropoda, Insecta, Diptera, Drosophilidae. Gene Ontology annotation, biological process: calcium import into the mitochondrion; mitochondrial calcium ion homeostasis. The record is from RefSeq and is a predicted model, not a curated record.
UUCUAUCGAUAGUGCCCUCGAUGGUUUGCCAAAAAAACGAAAAUAUUUUUUAAAGCGAAAAGAAAAGGACUUUAAAAUGUCUGUGCUGCGUUUUCUGGUGACGCGCCAGGCCCUGGCAGCACUGUGCAGGCCAGCGUCCAUCAAUCUGCUGCAGAAUCGGGCACAAAUCGCACUCGCCUCCACUCUGACGAGCAGCAACAACAGCUGUCUGAAGACAACCCCAACAAUUUCCGAUGGAAGUCCGUGCCAAAUGCAGAUUAGAGGACACAAACGCUUUGGCCACGAGCAGGAGAAGACCCCACAAGUGACCAAAUACUUUCAUGGACUCAUCCUGGGCCUGUUCCUCAUAUCCGUGCUGGACUGGGGCAAAGUGAAACGUUUGCUGAUGCCCAAAGUUGAUGCAGAUUCCGGCCAGCGCCCGUCUUCGGCAGCUGGCGUGAAUGGAGAGGACAACUCGGACUCCGAGAGCGACGACAGCGAUGAGGAUGAAUCCAACGGCGGCCUGCAUCUCCAUGAGGGCAAGAAAAUCCGAGAAAAAGUUGGUUUCCGCGAGCGCAAGAUCAUUGAGUAUGAGAAUCGCAUACGUCAGUUUUCCACGCCGGACAAAGUAUUUCGCUACUUUGCCACCAUCCAAGUGCCAGUGGCCGAUGAUCGUCAUGAGGUGUAUAUGACACCGACCGAUUUCUUGACCAGCAUGACGCCAGGCAUGAAGCAACCCGAUGGUCUGGGUCUGGAUCAAUAUCGUCGCUAUGAUCCCAAGUCUGUUGGCGAACAACUGAAUCUUCACUUGGAGAAGAACAGCAUCUUCUAUAAGCUGGGCUCCUACGGUCUCAUCACCUUCUCCGACUACAUUUUUCUGCUGACAGUGCUCUCAAUAUCCCGACGUCACUUUGAGAUUGCCUUCCGCAUGUUCGAUCUGAAUGGCGAUGGUGAUGUUGACUGUGAGGAAUUCGAGAUGGUGGCCACUUUGGUGAGGUCACAGACGAGCAUGGGUACCCGACAUCGUGAUCAUGCCAAUACGGGCAAUACCUUUAAGUCCUUGAAGGGCGUAAAUUCCGCUUUGAUCACGUACUUCUUUGGCCCCAAUAUGGAUGAGAAGUUGACGAUUGAAAAGUUCUUGGAUUUCCAGGAGCAGCUGCAGCGUGAGAUCCUCUCCUUGGAGUUCGAGAGAAAAGAACCCAAUGACGAUGGCAACAUCACGGAAGCUGAUUUCGCUGAACUCCUUUUGGCCUAUGCGGGCUAUCCUUUAAAGAAGAAGCAAAAGAAGUUGAAGCGUGUGAAGCGUCGCUUCCGGGAUCAUGGCACGGGCAUAUCCAAGCAGGAUUAUCUGGAUUUCUUUCAUUUCCUGAAUAACAUCAACGAUGUGGACACAGCACUAACCUUCUAUCACAUUGCGGGCGCAUCAAUUGAUCAGCAAACGCUGCAGCAUGUGGCCAAGACAGUGGCUAUGGUCAAUCUAUCCGACCAUGUGGUGGAUGUGGUCUUUACCAUCUUCGAUGAAAACAAUGACAACCAGCUGAGCAACAAGGAAUUCAUAUCGGUGAUGAAGAAUCGCGUCCAACGCGGCCUGGAGAAGCCCAAGGAUACGGGCUUCCUCAAAAUGAUGCGUUCGGUGUUCAAGUGUGCCAAGGAGACCAAACCUGUGCUCCUGGACAUAUAGUAAAGGGUUCGAGAGAGUCCUUUGUGGAUUCUUUUACUACUUGUGCCCCAAUCUUAGUCAUUUUUCCUACGCUUAUACAUAGUUCUCUGCCUUAUUUAUUAUUUUUAUUUUUUAGUUAAUGUUUACUUAAAUCGAUUUUAUCCUUGGGGGUUCUUUGAUGAUGAUUAUCUCUUGUAAAUUUCACCAACUCUUGUGCGCUUAAUACGUUUAUUUUUUAAUAAAAAAUACAUACAUAUAUCAUAAUAA